Microcebus murinus (gray mouse lemur) is the source of this 1612-nucleotide messenger RNA. It is a transcript of the gene GJB5, whose product is annotated as gap junction protein beta 5. Lineage: Eukaryota; Metazoa; Chordata; Mammalia; Primates; Cheirogaleidae. Gene Ontology annotation, molecular function: gap junction channel activity. Gene Ontology annotation, cellular component: connexin complex. The record is from RefSeq and is a predicted model, not a curated record. Gene Ontology annotation, biological process: cell-cell signaling.
UAACCUUUUAUAACCGCUCUAAGCCUCAGCUUCCUCCACCUGUAAAAUGGGGACAGUAAAAGGACCUAGUUCCUCUGGUCGUGGCGAGGAUUAAACGCGAUGACCUAUUUCUACAAAAUGCUCAGGGCGCGUACGCCAUAAACGUGGAGAGUUAUUAUUAUCGUUUCCUGCAGGAGCAGCCGGCGCUUGGGGCCACCAUGAACUGGAUGAUCUUCGAGGGGCUCCUGAGCGGGGUCAACAAAUACUCCACAGCCUUUGGGCGCAUCUGGCUGUCCCUGGUCUUCAUCUUCCGUGUGCUGGUGUACCUGGUGACGGCCGAGCUCGUGUGGAGUGACGACCACAAGGACUUCAACUGCAACACCCGCCAGCCCGGGUGCUCCAACGUCUGCUACGACGAGUUCUUCCCCGUGUCCCACGUGCGCCUCUGGGCCCUGCAGCUCAUCCUGGUCACGUGCCCCUCGCUGCUGGUGGUCAUGCACGUGGCCUACCGCAAGGCUCGGGAGAAGAGGCACCGAGAGGCCACUGGGGAGGGCGGCGGGCACCUCCACCUGGACCCCGGCAAGAAGCGGGGUGGACUCUGGUGGACGUACAUCUGCAGCCUGGUGCUCAAGGCCAGCAUAGACGCCACCUUCCUCUACGUGUUCCACUUGUUCUACCCCAGAUAUACCCUCCCUCGUGUGGUCAAGUGCCACGCAGAUCCGUGUGGCAAUGUAGUGGACUGCUUCAUCUCCAAGCCCUCGGAGAAGAACAUCUUCACCCUCUUCAUGGUGGUCACGGCCGCCAUCUGCAUCCUGCUCAACCUCGUGGAGCUGGCCUACCUGGUGGGCAAGAGGUGCCUCGAGUGCCUGGCGGCUAGAAGAGCCCAAGCGGCGUGGACAGGGCGCCACCCACACGGCAAGCAGGAAGACCUCCUCUCAGGCGACCUCAUCUGUCUGGACUCAGACGCUCACCCUCCUCUCGUACCAGCUCCCCCUUGAGACUACCUAAAGAAAACCAUCCUGUGAGGGGAGGCCUGCACUGGGUGAGGCCUGGGUUAGAAGGUUCCAGAAUCUCUCACAGGUGCCACCUGGGAGAGGGGGCGCUAAGCCGUGAGGAAAGGGCAGGCAAGAGGCCUGGGACCCGAGUCCUACUCCUCGGCUGCAGCCGCCUGCCCCAGCAUGUGGCCUCGGACGAGUUACCCCCCUGCUCUGCGCCUCGGUUUCCUUGUCUGUAAAACGGAGACACUGAGUGCCACUUCUCAGCGUUGUUGUGAAGAGGAGUUCAUGAGAGAACAGGUGUGCAAGCACAUCCAGUGUGUGGCCCACCGUCAGGGCUUAAUUAAAGCAUUCGCUGAUUCCAGGUGCCCUUUGGUCGCUUGGCCUUUGUGACUCUUCUCAGUUCGUGUCGAUCUCCCUGUCCCUGCAAAGGGCUGUCCUUGAUCCAGCCAGAUGAGGGGCCACCCUCUCCUCCAGAAAGGGGCCCCCCAGCACUCCUGGGGACCCUGCUACUUGCUCAUGCUCAAGUCUAGCCUUUAUCCCCCGUUGCCAGUUCAGGCCUGUGGGUCACCUGCAAAGAGAAUGGAGCUCAGCCCGUGGGGAGCCGUAUAUUGCAGAGGGAAGUUCGUGGGCUCUGG